This is a messenger RNA of Peronospora matthiolae, 675 nucleotides long. The record is from the annotation of a GenBank genome assembly. NCBI's taxonomy places the organism in Eukaryota, Oomycota, Peronosporomycetes, Peronosporales, Peronosporaceae.
AUGAUGAAUUAUUGCGAUAAAAAACAUCGUUCGUUCGUGUGCAAGUCGUCGUCAAGACACAGGGAAGGGCGUCUAAGUAUAGGAUGUGCCGGUCGCAGGGCUGCACUGCUCGGUGCACAAGGUGCAUGCUGUGCAGCUCCCCUUUUGGUACCGGCUUCCACUGCCUACCCGACGAGUCUUCAGCCUCCAUUUCAGAAUUUGGGGAUUCUAGUCGCAACCAGCGCGAGGACUAGCACCGCUGAGGGGAACCUUCGCAGCGGCGAUGAUAAAAUAAGCAACGUCGACUACAGUUUGGAAGAGCGGAGAGGAGGCGGUGGAGGUGGACGUGGCGGCGGCGGCGGUGGUGGUGGUGGUGGCGGUGGUGGCGGCCAUGGUCGCGGUGGCGGCUAUGGUGGCGGUGGCGGCUAUGGCCGAGGUGGCUACAAUGACGGUGGCUACGGUCGUGGUGGCUACAACGGCGACGGUCGUGGUGGCUACAACGGCGAAGGUCGUGGUGGCUACAAUGGAUAUGGUGGCUACAAUGGAUAUGGUGGCUAUGGUCGUGGUGGCUACAAUGGCGACGGUCGUGGUGGCUACGAUGGAUAUGGUGGCUAUGGUCCUAGUGGCGGUGGCUACGACGGCGGUGCCAUUUUGAAAGAAAAGUUGAAAAACUUGUACACUUUCAAUUGGUUUUAG